AUGUUGCUGAAGCUUUGCAUGAUUCCUCAGUGGGCUAGCUGCUCCAAAAAGAUGAAGUUUAUUUUCUUGAUCUUCCUUCAGGCAACUACGCUGCUUUUUACAAAUGGCUCUAGCUUGGCAGAAAAUGGAACCAAGAGUGUCCAAGAAGAAAAAGCGACUGAUAUUUGCCCCAUUAAGUUCAAAGCCAGCGAGAAAUGUGAUGAAGGAGGGGAGGAAUGCCCAUACCAGAUAACCUUGCCGCCAAUGAUCAUCCAGCUACCUAGGCAAUUUCAACUGAUUGAGCAAACCCUGAAAGAAGUGGAGAUCCUUAAGGAAAUGGUAAACAACUUGCAGAAGACUUGCCAAGACUGUAAGCUGCAAGCUGAUGACAUCCAAGAAAUAGACAGCAUUGAGUUCUUGCCACCUGAAACAGACACCCCAACGGACCACAGCAAACUACAAGAGAACAGAAUUCAAGAACUGCAGAACAAGGUCUCCAGACUGUCAGCUGGCCUGAAGAAUGCAAAGACCGAGAUCCACUCUUUACAAGGUCGGCUGGAGCAAAUGAACUUCAUCAACAUGGACAAUGUGGAAAACUAUAUUGACAGCAAAGUAGCUAACUUGACAUUUGCUGUGAACAGCUUGGAUCACAAAUGUUCUUCAAAUUGCCCGGCUGAACAAUCACGCCCAGAUAUAUUAAUGCUAUACAGAGACUGCGCUGAUCAUUUUGCCAUAGGCAGAAGACACAAUGGACUCUACAGAAUUGUUCCUAAUAUAAGAAAUCGUAGCUUUGAGGUUUACUGUGACAUGGAAUCGAUGGGAGGUGGUUGGACAGUGAUCCAGAUUCGUCAGGAUGGCAGCACAAACUUCAACAGAACAUGGAAUGAAUACAAGAAUGGUUUUGGAAACCUUAGCGGAGAGUUCUGGUUAGGGAAUGAUAAAAUCCACCUUCUGACCAAAACCAAGGAAAUGCAACUGAGGAUUGAACUUGAGGAUCUCAAUGGAGUCAGAGAAUAUGCAAAAUACGAACAGUUCUAUGUGGCCAAUGAAUUUCUCAAAUACCGCCUGAGCAUCAGCGGCUACAGCGGAACAGCAGGGGAUGCCCUACACUUCAGCAAGCGUUACAACCACGAUCAAAAGUUCUUUACCACCCCCGACAGAGACAAUGACAGGUAUUCAUCUGGAAACUGUGGAGAAUAUUACAGCUCAGGCUGGUGGUUUGAUGCCUGCUUGGCUGCCAACCUCAACGGUAAAUAUUAUCACAAAAAAUAUAGAGGUGUUCGAAAUGGGAUUUUCUGGGGCACAUGGCCUGGCCUUUCAGAUGAUAUUCUACAUGGUUAUAGACAGCCUUUUAAAAAGGUUAAAAUGAUGAUCAGACCCAAGGUAUUUAUGUCAUAAAUAACAUUGGAUUACUAGAAACAAACUGAAAAAGCUAUCUUUCUCAUUAUUGGCACGCUUUCCAGCAUUUGACCACAAUACUGAGUAAAAAAAAGUUUGUUCAACUAUGAAACAUUUCUGUCUACACACAUAUAUCAUAACUCUUCCAAAAGCAUCCUGCCAUGUUUUCUGAUUGUGCGGGCAACCAUUCACAAUUUAUGUUGCAAGUUAAAAAAGUUUAAUCUUGAUCCACGCUCUGGGUUUAAGGGCAUUUUGUAACAGUGAUUCAAAGUAAUUCCACUCCUGGAGUGUAUUUAUCAUUACCUGUUCCGUGUUCCAGUCACAUGCCUACAAGCAGGGUGAACAGAUGAAAAAUAAACAGGCAGUUCCAAAGCCCUUGGCUUUUACUGCUUCCUCAAUAGACCCCUCAAUAGACUAUUGACCUACUCCAAAGUCAGUGAGUGAAGAAGAAUGUUGUGGCAUGGAAUCCCAGCCAACUCAUGGUGACCUCAUCAAUGAUGCAUUCAGGCAGGAGAUGAGAAGUGGUUUGCCACUGCUAUCCUCCUCAUAGCAACCCCAGUCCUCAUGGGUGGUCUCCCAGGAACAGGAGAUACCAGGCAGGGGAAUUGGGCCAACAGCAGGGAGGGGAGGAAAGAAAGUCACACUUAUGGGUGUAAAUUUUCCAUCUGUGGAAACCCUCUGAAGGAUCCAAGUCAUGCAGUCAAAAUCAGUUAACACAUGCUGGGUUAUUUUUUUAUGCACCUAAAUCGACAACACGUUCCAAAACUAAAAUUUAAUUCUUCUUCCUUCACAUAUUAAGAUUUCCUCAAACCUCAACUGCAGACCCACUCUGCACUAUGAUGGGACUACUGUGCAAAAACUACUCAAGUCUUUUUUAUGAGAAAAGAUGGCAUGAAAGUCCCAAAUAGACUUGUAGUAUAUUCCUGGAAUUUUUAAAUGCAUUGCGUCGAAUAAUUCUCAUCUAGAUGCAAUUUGGCUGCUUCCUUAAAAACUUUCAGAGUUCAAGGUCAAAGUUAUGUACCAGGAUUUUUGCCCAGGUCCCAGAACCACUUACAUUCUUAUAUUGCAACCAACUGUGUAGUACCUUCAUCGAAUGAUUCCUUAACAUUUCUUAAUUGAAACAAACAAUUAUUUAACUAUUUUAGACAAUUUUUUAUUUUUAACAACAAGAGAGAAAUAUUCUCCAUACAAACACAGAUAUAACAUGAAACAGUAUCUUCAACUGUUCAAAUAUUUUCAGGAAAAUCAUUAUCUAUUUUGUCAAUGACGAAAAGUAUGUUAAGGUACAUGUACAUAUGUGUUAUAAAAAAGGCUCUAAUGGAUGGGACUGUACAGUAGUAUCCUGUGUGAUUUGAGAAUUUUUGUUCAUUUAAAAAGUUUGUUCUAUGUUGGAAGGGAAGCAAAUUCUAAUACAAGAGGCUGUAUAUUUUUUUCCUGAAAAUGUUUUGUUUAUUAAAGACCACCAUUUAUUAUUUUUCUAGAAAACUUUCACAUAUUACUGAAUAUAAACAUGUCAUACAAUGUGCACUCAUACAUUUUCUCUAAACUUAACGUUAAAAAAGCAACAGUUAUUUGAGGGGUGGGGUAAUAUUGAAGUUGGUACAAUGUUCCAAAUUAUUCCACAGACACACAGAAGCUUUUAAAAACACAGAAUCAUAAAAAACAUAGACUCCCAGAUCCCUUUCGCAUGUACCGUAGUCAAGCCAGGUGUGGAUUUCAUUUUUUCUGCCUAAGUGUAGAAUCUUACAUUUAUCUCUGUUGAAAUUCAUUUUGUUAGUUUUGGCCCAGCUCUCUAAUCUGUCCAGAUCAUUUUGAAUCCUGCCCCUGUUCUCCAGGGUAUUAGCUACCCCUCCUAAUUUUGGUAUCAUCAGCAAAUUUGAUUAGCAUGCCCUCUAUUUCGUUAUCCAAGUCACUGAUAAAAAUAUUGAUUAGUACAUGUUUGUUAACAAUCAAAACUAUCAUCUUAAGCAUCACUAUCCAUUUUCUGUGGGGACUAUAUUAACAAGAUGACCUAAGAGUGGGAGCUGAUCUUUAAACCUGGGAUCCAUUCCCCAGGUUGUCUUCUUGGAUGUUCCCACUGUUUCCCCCUCCCUGUCUUUCUCACCUGUGCCAUCUCUUAGACUUUAGUCUGCAGAGCAACCAGCUCUUGACUUGCCUUCUUUGUAUGAGCUCUGUCACCUUCAGUGACUAGUGCAGUGUUUUCUUAUCCUUCCCAAGUCUUUUCAUCCUGCAGUUGCCUCCAAUCCCACAGCCUAUGGGUGAGAGCUGCUGUGCUGAUCCCAGCUAUUCUCAACUUUCCCAGCAAUGGGUAGACUCCCAAGCAUCUGCUGCUAUUGUCUCUGCUCCCCGCAUCUUCCCACUGCCUUUUUUCAAAUGUGCAGCUUGCCCAUGGUUCUGCCUCUUCUCCCCGCUGGCCUCUCUUCACUAUGGACAAUAUGUUUGAAGUUUCCUUUCAUUGCUCAGGCUCAUGGGCCUGCUCUGAUGGCCACACUAUAGUCACCAGGGGCACCAUUUACUUGCUGGGACUGGUCAUCUGCCAUCUCCAGCUUCCACUACCUGUCACUACUCCAAAGGCUGGUGGGAGAAAAAAAACAUGUAAAAAUCACAGUCAGCAUGACAGCAUUACAUCAUGUUCUUAAAAAAGCUAGAAGAGAUGUCACACUGCUUUAGGAAUCACUGGAAACCCUACCAUUUUACCAUAGGGUAUGGUGAGUCCUUGAGUGGCAUAUUACUUCCUGGUUUUCCAUGGAAGUGAUAUAAUGCCAUUGGGUACCCCCUCACCCCAAACUCCCUCAAGUUGCCAGCUGCUAGCUGACAACUCUAAUAGUUAUCUACUUCUGACUGUUGUAAGGCCAAAUGUAUGAGAACAAAGCAGACUUUAUUAGAAAGCUGAUUCUGUAAUGACAAAUUAAGUUGUCUCCAUUCCUUUUGCCUCUGUCAGGGCACCUUCAUAGAACAGAUUUAAACUGGCACUGCUCUUUUCCAAAGAAUCCUGGUAUUAUGGUUUUGCAAGGGCCUAUAUAAUUCUCUGUUAAACAUCCUUAGUCAUUUCAGACAAUUAUAAAUUCCAAAAUGUGCCAGUGGGAAAAAAGGUCUGUGUAUAUCUAACGUAAUGCUUUUUACAAUAAGUGAUAUUCUUUUGCUUUUAGUGAAAAUGAUUCUUGUGUUAUACAACUUCCUAUGAAUGGCACUUCUUAUUGGACAACCUAAUCAGCAUGUCUUUUAGUAUUAUUUUUAUGCUUGAUAAUUAAUGUAUGAUUAUUUUUCUCCUUUAGAUGUACAAUUUCAUUAUUGCCAUCUGCAAAAUAAAGUUUAUUUUUUAAAAAAAACAA
Sphaerodactylus townsendi is the source of this 4709-nucleotide messenger RNA. RefSeq names its product fibrinogen like 2 (gene FGL2). The transcript has 2 exons. Lineage: Eukaryota; Metazoa; Chordata; Lepidosauria; Squamata; Sphaerodactylidae. The record is from RefSeq and is a predicted model, not a curated record. The coding region runs from base 1 to 1377 and encodes 458 amino acids.